UGCCUACCGGUGUAGGCGGAGCCAAAGAGUCCCGGCCGGUGGCCGGGCGGAGGAGGCGGGUCGGUCUUCCGCGUGAUGGGGCUGCUCAGCAUCCUGAAGAAGAUGCGGCAGAAGGAGCGGGAGCUGCGGCUGCUCAUGCUGGGCCUGGACAAUGCUGGCAAAACCACCAUCCUGAAGAAGUUCAAUGGAGACGAGAUCGACACCAUCUCCCCCACCCUGGGUUUCAACAUCAAGACCUUGGAGCAUCGAGGGUUCAAGCUGAAUAUGUGGGACGUGGGGGGCCAAAAAUCUUUGCGCUCGUACUGGCGGAACUACUUUGAGAGCACGGACGGCUUGAUCUGGGUGGUGGACAGCGCUGACAAUCUGCGGCUAGAGGACUGCAAGCGGGAACUGCAGAGUCUUCUGGUGGAGGAGCGCUUGGCUGGAGCCACUUUGCUCGUCUUUGCCAACAAGCAGGACCUGCCAGGGGCCCUGAGCUCCAGCGCCAUCCAGGAGGCUUUGGAUCUGGAUAGCAUCCAUACCCACCACUGGUGCAUCCAGGGCUGCAGCGCUUACACCGGAGAAAACCUGCUGGCUGGCAUUGACUGGCUGCUGGAUGACAUCUCCAGCCGGAUAUUCACAGCAGACUGAGCCGGAGAGUGGAUGCUGGGUAUCCCACCCCCCUCCACCAUCACUGCUGCCCCCUGUGUGGCUAGUCACAUGGCGUGUGGUUUUUUUUCCAGACAACCGCACACCUUGUGCCUGAAUGGAUGGAGUGUGGUUCUUUUUGGAUGAAUUCACUGCACUGGUGGCGGACAGAAACCAGAAUCCUGUGGACGGGUUGGGCUCAGGGCACUGUGCCCUGUGGAGGAACGGGGAAAGGGCACCGUGGGGUCUUGCCAGCUGCCCACCUCUGUUCUCCAUGCGAGCCUGUAUUAAAAGCUUACUAAUAAAACCGCUGCUGUGAUCCAGAGCUAUAGCAUA
This is a messenger RNA of Pogona vitticeps (central bearded dragon), 963 nucleotides long. RefSeq names its product ARF like GTPase 2 (gene ARL2). Lineage: Eukaryota; Metazoa; Chordata; Lepidosauria; Squamata; Agamidae. The record is from RefSeq and is a predicted model, not a curated record. Gene Ontology annotation, molecular function: GTPase activity; GTP binding.